Molecule: messenger RNA, 1949 nt
Organism: Scomber japonicus (chub mackerel)
Lineage: Eukaryota; Metazoa; Chordata; Actinopteri; Scombriformes; Scombridae
Gene: hadh
Product: hydroxyacyl-CoA dehydrogenase
Exons: 8
Coding region: 41-970 (309 amino acids)
Biological process (GO): fatty acid beta-oxidation
Cellular component (GO): mitochondrion
Molecular function (GO): (3S)-3-hydroxyacyl-CoA dehydrogenase (NAD+) activity; NAD+ binding
Source: RefSeq, a predicted model, not a curated record
CCUGUCUGUCUGCUUGUGUUUCUGUUGUUGCAGUCAAAUCAUGGCUUUCUUCACUCACCAAAUCUGCAGAGGUUUCUCCUCUUCGGCUCUCAGAAACACUGUUAUAAAGCAUGUAACGAUCAUAGGAGGAGGACAAAUGGGUGCAGGAAUCGCACAGGUUGCUGCAUCAACUGGCCACUCUGUGACUCUGGUGGACACAUCUGAAGACAUUUUGAAGAAGUCCGUCAAAGGAAUUGAAGGGAGCCUUAAGAGAGUGGUCAAGAAGAAGUAUGCUGACAAGCCAGAGGCAGGUGAACAGUUCAUUCAGAAAGUCCUGAAGAAUGUGUCAUACUCGACAGAUGCUGGAUCUACUGUUAAGAGCACAGAUCUUGUGUUGGAGGCCAUUGUGGAAAAUCUUAAAAUCAAACAGGGUCUUUUUGGUGGACUUGACAAGCUGGCACCAGCACACACUAUCUUUGCCAGCAACACAUCAUCCUUGCCCAUCACUGACAUUGCCAGCGCCACCACCCGACUGGACAGAUUCGGUGGCCUUCACUUCUUCAAUCCUGUCCCUAUGAUGAAGCUGGUAGAGGUUAUUGGAACCUCAGCAACAAGCCAAGAGACUUUUGAUUCCCUCCUGAACUUCAGCAAAGCACUGGGAAAAACACCAGUGUCCUGCAAAGAUACACCUGGAUUCAUUGUAAACCGUUUACUUGUUCCUUACAUGAUGGAGGCCAUCCGCUUGCAUGAGAGAGGUCAUGGAUCCAAAGAAGAUAUUGAUAUCGCCAUGAAACUUGGUGCUGGUUACCCCAUGGGACCUUUUGAGCUCCUGGACUAUGUAGGACUAGAUACAGCAAAGUUCAUUAUGGAUGGUUGGAGUGCGAUGGACCCUGGAAACCCACUCUUUGGCCAGAGUGAAUUGUUGAACAAGUUGGUGGCAGAGGGCAAAUUUGGUAAAAAGACAGGAGAAGGAUUCUACAAGUACAAGUAAUCCAGUUUGCAGUAGGGAUUGAUAUCACUGUGAAACUAGUCAGAACUCAAAAAAUAAAGCCAUCGAACAAAUAAAUAAGUGAUAAGGAUCUGAAUUAGGGCUGGGCGAUAAUUUUUUCAUAUCAGUCGAUAUCGAUAUAUAUCACGAUAUAAAUUAAAUUACAAUUUUUGUCAAUCUUAAAUGUUCCGUUACUCAUAAGUGAGUUGUGAAGACGUCAGAAGGUUAUUUUUGACUUAAAUAUUAUUUAUUUUCUGUCAGAAGUUGAACAUGACAGAUGUACAGAAGAAAACCUCUGAAUCAGUUGUGUUGGGCAAUUACUUAUAGUUAAAAAGGAAAAGUUAUUUUGUGAUAUGUAUCGUUAUCGUUUUAUUACCCAGCCCUAAUCUGAAUUAAGGAAAUGUGUUAAAUCAUCAACAUACCACUGCUGACCUGGAGCCAGAUGCAUAAAACUAGAUCCAUGACUCAAAACUGUGUGUACAUGCAAAGCCAGAAAUAUGCAUAUCUGUUCUUUUAGUCAUAUUUAUAAAGCUGUGCAUAUGCAUGGUUCCAUUUUAUAAAUUUUAGUCAUUGAGCAACUUGCUCUGUGUGCAUGAGAUGCAGUUGCACUCCCACAAUGAGAGUAGUUGGUUAUCAACCUAAACAAUGUUUUAUUAAAAAGAUUCUGUCUCACCUUAUAUUUCAUCUCCACCUCAUCACAUCACCCUGAUUACUUCAGAAAAAGAUGUGUAUGCUUGUUCUGAAGUAGAUGUGCAGUAAAUGGCAUAUGCAUUGUUUUUGUGCAUAUACAUCGUUUAUGCAUCUGGCCCCAGGAUUUAACCUGUGUGCCUUCUACUUUAAAGGUCGACUUUUGUCUGUCAGUCCAUUUUGUUGUGGGCAUUUGCUUUACCUGAAUCACAUCUUUUUAUGAGUCAAGAUUAUGUGAUUAAAAUUGAUUUUUGAAAUACGUGUCUGUUCUCAUUCUGAAUAAAAGUGGGAUUGA